ACACAUGACAAGUUGUGAACGCCAUAUGUUUAUGUUUAGAUCGCUAUUUUAAAGAAGAUGGCAUUGAUAAUAUAAUCUAUUCUACAAUGGAAUACUGAUAAAAUUUUUAUUGAAUUUGGUUUCAUUUUCAUGUUAUUACCUAUAUAACUUGCACAAAAAUUGAUUCUUUUUCGUUCUUAAUUAAAAUUUUAACUCAUUGUAAACACAAUGUACAAGAUACCACAAUUAAAAGCCGUGAGUUGUAUGGAUUUAUUACUAGACAUAACAAAUAGGCAAAACUUUAUUUAGAAAUAUAAUUUUAAAAAAGUGUUUCCCUUUGCAGGUCGGUUCAAUUUUGGCAAGGUCUAAGACUGCAAAUUUUCAAUUAGUUGGCCAUCGUCUACAAUCAAUAAACACAUCCACCAAUGAUGUCAAACCCAAGUAAAAAACAAUUUAAGGUAUAAAAUUUAAAAAGUUUUCAAUGUUACUUGCUUUUUAGAUCACAAUUUGUAUUUUACUUAACAAGCACUGUAUUUACUGGUGUUGUGGGUAUAGCAGCCACUGUUGUUUAUUCAAAAUAUGAUCCUAACUUUCGAAAACUUAUAACUAACAAUAUACCAGGUUCAGAUAAGUUCAUAAAAAUAUGUUUAUUUGAAGAUAAAGAAAUUGUAGAUCAAAGUAAGAAAUUAGGAGGUCGUAUUGUUUGUAAGGUAGCACAACAAGUAAAGACAAUAAAGGAAAGGCAAGUUUGAUUUUUUUCACUUAUACUUUAAUCAAACCACAUUAAAAAUGGUAUCAAUUUAUUUUUCUAGUGUUGGUGUUCAAUCGGAUAAUUUUGUUAACAAAACUAUAGAUCAAAGUAACUAAAUUGCUAAUUUAUAAAUAACUUUUAGUGCUAUUAAUCAUGGCUUUAUUUAUUAUUUAUUUUUACAGUACAUUAAAAUAAUACUGCAUAAUAUUAUCUUUUUUAUUAUUAAUUGUUUUUAAUUUACUUUUUAUUUUAGUUAAAUCUGUUACAAAGAGUUUACCUGUUUCUGUUCCUUUGGUUUUAAAUAAAAAAGAAAAAGAAGGUAAAAUCUGAAAUAACAUUGAACUAUUAUGUAUAAUUUACUAUACAUUUUAUAUUUAGCAGAGCCACAACAGAUUAUAAGUAAAAACCAAAAUGAAUCUGUUAAAAAUUAUACAGAAAAAACAAAAUCUAAAGGUAUAUUUUUCUUGCUUUAUUUAUCGCUAUUAACUUUUUUUUUUUUAACUAUUUUAAAAUAAACAAUUUGUAAAUUAGUAAUUACAAUAAUUUGUGGGCGAAAAUAAAUUAUGGCUUGAUAUUGGGUUUAGUUUAAUUUUGAUAAGGUUUUAUUUUCUUUUUCCUAUAAAAUUAGGUCCCAACACCAUUCUCCCUUAAAAUGUGAGGGGGAUGGCCAAUAAUGGUAUCUGAAUUUAGCGUGGAAAUUAAGGGAUUUGGGUGAUUUGUUAGUCGAGAGUGGAAACGUUUGUAUAGUACUUUUGCAGUUUCUUCUACUCUAUUUGUUUUUAAGUCAGUAUGAAGGGUAAGAUUUGAAACGUAUAUUAGGGUAUUUGUGAUCAUAUGAAGACUUAUGGAUUGAAAGGUCUGAAUUUUAUAAAUAUUUGAUUUUUUGGCAGCACCCAAUAGUUGAAUGCCAAAUGGGCAUCAAUAGUUGUAUAGAGGAGUAGUUUAGUUUUUAUACUGAACUUAGAAUGUUUAUCGAUUAAGUAAUGCAGAAAUGUAUGCCUUGAAUUGAGAAGAAGCCAUUUACUUUUAACAUUAGCUGCCAAGGUUAAACACUGGUCUAGUAUUAAGUCUAAGUAGCAAGAGCUUGUAGAUUUUGGGUUAUUAUGUCCAUUUAAGGUGAUAAGUGGAACUAUUCCAUGCUUUAAGGUGAAAGUCAAAUGUACAGGUUUAUCAUGGUUAAUUUUUAUUUUUUACUUAGAGUACCAAGAUGACAUUAGGUCUAAAUGAUUUUGUAGAUUAUAAUCAGCAGUUACUGGAUCAGCGUUUGAGGAGUAGAUUAUUUUAUCAUGUGCAAAAUCCGUAACAAAAGUAUGAAGUGUUGUUGUUUGGUUAGCCGAGUAUAGGUUGAACAAAAUAAGAGAAGAAAUUUUUGUGAAAUAACUGUCUUCAAGGUACAAUUUAAAGAAUAAAUAGUAAGGAGGGGGUAGUAUAUUUUUUAGCUUUUACAAAAGGCCAGGGUUUCAAACUUUGUCAAACACCUGGACUACGUCGAGAAGGAAGGCUGAGCAGUUUCCUUUAACUUAUUUAUAAAAAUUAUUUUAUUGAAGAAAAUGUUGAUAACCCGACCCCAGAACCAGCCAUUGUAGUUACUCCACCCCGUCAAUAUACAUUGGAUGAACUAGAAACUGAAAUCCUUCAAAAAUCUUCAAUGGCCAUUGCUGCUUUGAAAAUUGCUACUGAAGCAAUUAAAGGUGGGUAUAUUAACCAAUUAAUAAUUUUUUCAAUCUAUAUUUUAAUAUUUUAAAAUAAAAAUAGAAUAUUCUAAAAAUAUGUUUAAUCUCAUUGAGAGUGCAACAAAAAAGAUUGACCCGAAUUUCAAUAUUAGUCUUCAAAAGCUUGAAGAUAGAAAAAAUGAAAUUUAUACUAAAGCAUUUGAAGAUUUCAAGAAAUAUGGGUAAUACCAAUUUUAUUUAUAUGAGCCAUAGAGUAUUUUUAAUAAAACAUUUCUAAAAUUAAUUACAGAAAAGAAAUUGCUGAAAAACAAAAACUUUUAAAUAAUUCUAAAUUUGAGGAAAGUCCUGAUAGACUGGCCAAGUCUAUACAUAAAACAAAUGAAGCAUUGGAAGAACUGACUCAUGCAAAUUUAUCAUUGGAAAAUGAAUAUUAUAAUUUGGAUUACAUAAAAAAAUAUGCAACUAAUGUUAAUGAAGCACAGACAAGUUUGAUAGUAAAUUAAUUAGGUAUAUAUACAUUUAGAAAUAAUAGAUUAAAUGUAUAUUUUUAAUUACAGAAAGAAUUUGAGUCCUUAUUUCCUGAUUCAGACCUAACUCAACAUAAAAUUAAUAUAAAAAAUAAUGAUUUUGAUAUUUUUCUUCUGUAUUCAUUAAAAAAACUAAAUUAUUAUCAAGACAAACUUUCUAAACAAGAAGUAAAUACUUAGUAUAUUUUAUUUUAUGGUCUAUUAACAAAAUAAAUGUACAUGAUUUUUUUUAAUAUAGGGAAUUCUUGAUCGUAAAAUUAAUAAUGCAAUGAAUACAGAAUUUUUGAAUAUUGAAACUAUAAAUGAGAUCAAUUCCCGUUUAAAUUCAGAAAUAUAUAAAUUGGAAGAACAAUUUAAUAAACAGGUAUAAAUUAUAUUUAUAUCUUAUUUCUUACCAUUUAAUUAGAUAUAAUAUUUAUAAUGUACAUCCUGUACUGUUGAUUUUUGCUUUUUUUUUUAUUAAAAUAUAUCUAUACAUUUCUCAGUGGUGGCUACCUUUUAUCUCAAGAGUAUACAUACUACUAAUACACAUACUUUAUUGGUAUAAAUUCUUUUCAUUCUUUUCCUGUGCCCUUCAUUAUAUGAUUGUAAUAUUUAUAAUAGGAAUUAUGCUAAUAUAAUAUAAUAUAAUAAUAGCAUAUGAUUAAUUGAUAAUUAUGUAAGAGAUGUAGAUGGAUAGGUUUUUAUAAGGAUUUUAAUACACAUAAUAGAUUGAUAUCUUUGAUUUCUCAUUUCUCAUCUAAGAUUUUUUUUGUGUGUGUGCUAUUAAAGGUUCUAAUUUUUAAAUAUUCAAAUAAAGUCUAUCUAUAAUAUUCAUUUGUUUGAUAAUAAUAAAGUAACAUCUUAAAAUAUUGUUAAUUUAUUUGAGAACCUUUAUUCAUUUUUAGUUGAAUGAAUUCGAUGUUAAGGUUGGUGAAGACCUUCAGGUACAAUUAAAGGCAAACGCUCAAGCACAUGCAGAUCUUGUAGCUAAAGCAGUAGACUUUACUAAAGAAGAAUUUGAAAAUCAAGUACAUGAAGAACUAUCAGCUUUAGAAAAAUUAGAACACCAAAAAUAUCAAGCACAGUUAGACUUAUUAAAAUCUGAACUUCAAAGUGUAGUUAAUAAUUUAAAAGGUAAUUAAAAAGUACAUAAUUUAAAAAAAAAAAAAAACAGUUAAGAAAUUUAGUUUAUAAAUAUAUUUUAGAACAAGCAACAAACGAGAAAAAAAUAUUUACUAAUCAAGCAAUUUGGGAAGCAGGUGAAUUUUUAAAAUCUUCUCUUGCUAGUUCGGAUAAUGAAGAACCAAUUGAUAUAAAAAAUCAAAUAAAUGCUAUCAACAAAUUAGGAGGUAUUAAUCAAAUUAUUCUGUUAUUAAGUAAUAUAUGUAUAAUAUGGUUUUUUUAGCAUCAGAUUCCGUAGUAAAACAAGUAGUAAGCGCUGUUCCAUCUAAAGCUCUAGAAAAUGGUGUUUAUUCCAAAGGCCAAUUAAAAGAAGAUUUUAAUCAAGUUGAAAAAAGAGUGUACCAAACAGCUCUUAUACCUGAUGACAGUUUCAGUUUACCAUUAAUGGUAUUCAGUUACUUUACUAGUCUUUUUGUCAUUCGUCAUUCACAUAUUUCACCCAGUGAAGUAAACAAUGAAGAAUUUGAUCCCUUAGAAUUAAAUACAUAUGAAAUUAUUGAAAGGGCUAGGUAACUAUUAUACCAUUUAAAUAAUAUUAUCAAAAUAUAUAUCUAAUAUAUCAUUUGUUGUUAUUGUUAUUCAGAUAUUGUAUUGACAGAGAUGAUAUUUUACAAGCAUUGAAAUAUUUAAACUUGCUAUCAGGUUGUUCACGAGUUGUUGCUAAGGAAUGGAUGAAAAAAGCCACUGUAUUUUUAGAAACAAAACAAGCGAUUGAUUUGUUAAUAUCUUACACUACAGUCAUAUCUUAUUCUGCUGCUCAUACUAUUUAAAUAGUGAAUUGUUAUGUUGAUGUAAUACGCAACUACGUAGUUACAUAUUUAAUGUUUCUAUUUACAUAAUUUAUUGUAUUUAUUGUGAGUUUUGUUAUUUGCUUUCCUUUAUUUCAUUGUAAAUAAAAUAUAUAAUAAUAGCACACUAAUAAUUGUUGUAAUUUGUUAAUAUUAAGUAAAUGAUUUUCAAUAAUAGGCAUAGUAGGCAGUAAAAAUUAUAACUAACGAAAAAUAUAUAAAUACUAUAGAUUAUAUCUAUUCCAGGGGAUCUA
Molecule: messenger RNA, 5136 nt
Organism: Cinara cedri
Lineage: Eukaryota; Metazoa; Arthropoda; Insecta; Hemiptera; Aphididae
Source: the annotation of a GenBank genome assembly